This is a messenger RNA of Brassica oleracea var. oleracea, 969 nucleotides long. RefSeq names its product carbohydrate-binding X8 domain-containing protein. The transcript is spliced from 4 exons. The record is from RefSeq and is a predicted model, not a curated record. The coding region runs from base 148 to 744 and encodes 198 amino acids. Lineage: Eukaryota; Viridiplantae; Streptophyta; Magnoliopsida; Brassicales; Brassicaceae.
UUCGACCAUCUUAUAAGAAUCCCUCUCCCUCUAUCUCUCUAUACCAUCAAGCACGAAAACUCGUAUCCGUAACACUGUUAGGGUUAAAGAAGUGUCGAUCUUACUUGUUGAACAAGCCUUACAGAGAUAUCUUGAUUAGAAGCAGCCAUGGCAAUUUUGCUUUCUUUGUUUCUUAUCUUCUCCAUGGUUACUUAUUCAAACGCUGCGGUUUGUGUGUGUAAGGACGGAGACGACCAAGCGCUUCAGAAGGUAAUAGACUACGCGUGUGGAUCAGGUGCUGACUGUUCGCAGAUUGAGCAAAAUGGUCCUUGUUUCCAACCGAACACCGUUAAAAACCACUGUGAUGUCGCCGUUAACAGCUUUUAUCAGAAGAAAGCUUCCACUGGUGCAACGUGUGACUUUAACGGCGCCGCCGUAGUCUCCACUUCCCCUCCUUCAAAUGCUUCUAGUUGUUUAUCUAGUUCCGGCUCCACUAGUACUCCGACCACCGGAACUCCAUCCACCGGAAAUCUAACCACCGGAUCUCCAUCUACCAGAACUCCAUCCACCGGAAAUUCAACCUUUGGGAUGCCAACCAACGUCAAUCCCACCACUGGAGUGCCGACUUCAUCUGUAUUCCCUGGAACUACUAUGGGACCCUCAGGGAGCACCGGUUUCGAUCCUAGCUGUGGAGAUGACCUCUCUGUCCAAACAGCGACAGUCAUCGUACUAACCACCAUCGCGGUCGUGGCUUUGCGAGUUUAGGUGUGAGAUCAUCUCAGGCCAAGGGGGUUUACUUGCUAUGGACGGCUUAGAUUUUGCCAACGGUGUGUUUACGUAGGUGAAAAGCUAGAGCUGUUUCUUUUUCUUCCCACUUUAUUUUCUUUCUUUCUGGUUUGGUUUUUUAACUUAGGGUUUGGAUUUACUUUUUAGUAUUUUGUUAUAUAUAAAGUUAAAAUUAAUAAAAUGCUUUUCUUUCUUUCUUUUCUA